This is a messenger RNA of Colletotrichum tamarilloi, 330 nucleotides long. Its product is annotated as HpcH/HpaI aldolase/citrate lyase family protein. The coding region runs from base 1 to 330 and encodes 109 amino acids. The record is from RefSeq and is a predicted model, not a curated record. NCBI's taxonomy places the organism in Eukaryota, Fungi, Ascomycota, Sordariomycetes, Glomerellales, Glomerellaceae. The transcript is spliced from 2 exons.
AUGGUGCACGCGAUCACUUAUAAGAAACAGCUAAAGUACGCUUCAGAGGGGACACAUCGCGAUGCCAACCUCGAGGCCAUGAUUGGUGGCAUAGGGGCGUCUGAGCCUGAAUGGGUUAAGGUGUCGAAGCUGUUUUUUGAUACCAUUGACAGGCACGAAAAGUCUUAUGCUGACUUUGCGUUUGGUGGGCCUCCGGAUGGGAGUUCCGAGGUCCUGAAAAAGGCUGCGGAGCGGAUGAGUCUGAUCAUGGUCUCGGCCGACGUGGUUCACUUGGGUGGCAUGGCGCAGGACUUACGACAGGCGAGGGAACUGACUGGAACGACGAGAUAG